AUGCCGCCCUCGCACUCUACCACCUCAACCAUCCCCGCCGCCACUGCAUCGGGUCAUCCUGCUACUACUACUACUCCUAGCCCAUGUAGCUCUCUGCAACCACAACAACAACCACAACAACAACAACAAAAAUCUAACACCGCUGCUACCGCGGUUCCAGCGACGUCCUCACAUCUUCUAGGGACCUUCCAAACCCCAGCCCUACCAAUGCAUCCCCCGUCCCCCGCGCCCCCUCCCCCCGCCUUACAGACUCACACCCCACCCAGCAAUUCCGAUGACCUGGACCCAUCUCCCGCAUACUCUCCGCUGUCCACUCCAGCCCAGACACCAAGACCUCCACCAUCGCCGCCCAUGGCUCCUGUCGAUGCACCACUCGCGCCUUCACGCCCUCAUCAUGUCGACAUCGCCGGCGCCGGCGCCGGCGCCACACCAACGCGAGCCACAGCGCAGACCACAACGCCUGUGGCAACCCCCCCUACUGCGUCGUCCGCGUCCGCGUCCACGUCCGCGUCUACAUCUGCUGCGGCAACAUCGACAAACACGGACUCCAUCGCGCUCAGGAGCACUCUCCGCCUGCUGAUGCUACAGCGCGAGCGCGCGCGCAACGAUAUCCAGACGCUCGAAGAGCUGCGUCUGCAGGCGCUCGAUAAGCCCGUCGAAUUCAUCGAGUAUAUCCAGGAGCUCGCCGCUGCUGGGCACCCCACAUCCUCAUCCUCGUCUUCAGACGAGGAAUCCACUGGUAAAUCCGCCAAGUCUACUAAUUCCGGUACCACAUCAGCGACCAGGAAGCGUAACGGAAAGCGCGCCGCCUUCGCAGCAACAAAGGACUUGCCAAAGCCGCAAGAGAUCUACCGCUGCCCCACAAUCGAGUGGCAGAAUUACCACGUUCUAGGCGCGCCUCUCGAAAAACUCGUUGAGGAGCAGCAACGGCGACCCAUGGUGGUUCCGCAGCAGAUGCAGACCGGCGGGAUCCUGGGCGUCGGCGCCGAGUUUGGCGAGAAGAUCUCCGGCGAUGGGGGCGUUAUGAAGGGGCGCAUGAGGCUCUUUGAUGGCGUCUCACAGCGCGGUGGCGUUGUGGGAAGAUAA
Morchella sextelata is the source of this 1086-nucleotide messenger RNA. RefSeq lists its product as uncharacterized. Lineage: Eukaryota; Fungi; Ascomycota; Pezizomycetes; Pezizales; Morchellaceae. The record is from RefSeq and is a predicted model, not a curated record. Bases 1 to 1086 code for a protein of 361 amino acids. The transcript has a single exon.